AGAGCACGAAGAAGAAGAAGAAGCACGCACGCGCACAUGGGCAGCGCGGGAACUUAGAAACGCAAAGUUGCUACAAAUAAUUGAAAGUCAACCGGUUUUAUAAUAAAGUAACGUUUGUGCGCGACAUUAGUAAGCGUAACGAUACAUUGUAACGCACUAUAUGGAUUAACUUAUAUGUAAUGUUGUCUCAGACUUUUUGCUUGUGCAGUGUGGCGACCUCCACUCACAUUCUCCAUAUGCAACAUUGUUUGUAAAGGGAAGACAAAAUAUCAGAGAGCACGUAUGGACCAUUGCAGUGGGAGACAAGAGGACAGAGACGCUCGGAAAACAAAUAUGUGUUUUGGUCAGUAUGUAUAUACUGCAGAAGAGUAUCAGGCCGUCCAGAAUGCUCUACGGCGGAGACUCGGACCUGAAUAUAUCAGCACCAGACAGGCCGGAGGAGGUCAAAAGGUGUGUUAUAUCGAGGGUCACAAAGUCAUAAGUUUGGCCAAUGAAAUGUUUGGAUACAAUGGAUGGUCGCACUCGAUAUCACAACAAAACGUUGACUUUGUGGAUCUUAUCAAUGGGAAGUUUUAUGUUGGUGUAAGUGCCUUUGUGAAGGUCCAGUUAAAGGACGGCUCGUUUCAUGAGGAUGUAGGGUACGGUGUGAGCGAAGGUCUCAAAUCUAAAGCUCUGUCGCUGGAAAAGGCAAGAAAAGAAGCGGUUACAGACGGACUUAAAAGAGCACUCAAGUGUUUUGGGAAUGCUCUUGGAAAUUGUAUUCUAAAUAAGGAAUACCUUAUAGCCAUCAAUAAAAUACCAAAGCAGCCACCUCCCCCUUUAGACCCAGACAAGACCAAACGCUGUGACGAAGAGCCAUCCAUUGAGAAGGCCAGGUACAAGAGUCUGGCCAAAAUCGAAAGCAGGGGAUGUAUUAAGUCUGAACCAACCAACAAUCCCUCGGGGGGGAUGGGAGUCCACCGUGUACAAGAAGUGCCUGAGAAUGGUACUGAAUCCAGGACUUCGCUGACAAACACGGCAGCACAUUCUGGCAACACAUCGGCCCACCAAGAGCCCAACAACACCUCAAGGUCAGCAGCUGCUGUGUCUGACCUGUCCUCAUCUGACCCUCCUCUGGACCCCAAACAGCAGAGGAAGCUGAGGCAGCAGCAGCUGCAGCAAAAGUUCAGACAGGAGAUGGAGGCAAAGAAGCUGCUACAUGAACAAGCACAAAACACUCCACCUUUAAAUCCAUCCACAGUGCAGGCACUGCAUCUAAAACAAGGACAGGGUAUAGGUCCAGUCAACCACAGUACACCGAACGGACAUCUGGUGUCGACUAAGCAAGAGUAUCUGGCCGCUGAUGACCCCGAAUUAUGGGACUUCACGUUAGACGGCAUCGAUAUGCUGGACGAUGCCGCAGGAAGCUCCUCUGAGCCUCCUCGUCCCACCACACCUAGUCAGCACAAGAUGGUGACACGCAGCAAGACUCCACAGAGAGGCCAAUACCUGAGGCCACCCGCUCAACCGCAGGGGCAUGUUGUUCCUCAAGGCCAGGGAGGAUAUGCUCAGUUCAGAUCCUCAGAGGCAAAAACUAUUGCGGGAGCAGGUGGAUCACAGAGCCCAUACAGACAAGGCCAGAUGAUGAAGAAACGAAGACUGGACACUUGACAAAUAUAAUUAUUUAUUGUUUUCUUUUUAAAAAAUAUAUUCACUUUUAUGCAUUUUUUUUCCUAAUGUGUGAAUAUGAAAAGCUAAUAAAUGUUUGUCCUGUGCUUUC
Misgurnus anguillicaudatus (oriental weatherfish) is the source of this 1759-nucleotide messenger RNA. RefSeq names its product RAD52 homolog, DNA repair protein (gene rad52). Gene Ontology annotation, cellular component: nucleus. The record is from RefSeq and is a predicted model, not a curated record. NCBI's taxonomy places the organism in Eukaryota, Metazoa, Chordata, Actinopteri, Cypriniformes, Cobitidae. Gene Ontology annotation, biological process: DNA recombinase assembly; double-strand break repair via homologous recombination; double-strand break repair via single-strand annealing.